Messenger RNA from Mercenaria mercenaria, 683 nucleotides. Its product is annotated as 60S ribosomal protein L17-like. The record is from RefSeq and is a predicted model, not a curated record. Bases 75 to 635 code for a protein of 186 amino acids. Gene Ontology annotation, molecular function: structural constituent of ribosome. Gene Ontology annotation, cellular component: cytosolic large ribosomal subunit; ribosome. Gene Ontology annotation, biological process: cytoplasmic translation. The transcript is spliced from 6 exons. Lineage: Eukaryota; Metazoa; Mollusca; Bivalvia; Venerida; Veneridae.
CUUGAUCUUUUAUUUUCAGGAAAAUCAUCAAGUUGUUUGACUAACUUACAUUAUAAAUUUAUUACAGAACCAAAAUGACGAGAUACGCUACAGAACCAGAGAACCCUUCUAAAUCGGCUAAAGCCAAGGGUUCCUACCUCAGGGUCCACUUCAAGAACACACGAGAGACUGCAGCAGCUAUCAAGCAUAUGCAUGUUAAACGUGCCACUCGUUACUUGAAGAAUGUCAUGGCAAAGAAAGAAGUCGUUCCUUUCACACAUUUUAACGGAGCUGUUGGCAGAAAAGCACAGGCCAAGGCAUGGGGAGUUACACAGGGUCGUUGGCCAAAGAAAAGUGCCGAGUUUCUUCUACAGCUGUUGAAAAAUGCUGAGAGCAAUGCCGAAUUCAAGGGUCUUGACACAGAUCAUCUGGUCAUUGAACACAUUAUGGUAAAUGCUGCUCCAAAAAUGAGAAGAAGAACAUACAGAGCUCAUGGAAGAAUUAAUCCUUAUAUGAGCAGUCCAUGCCACAUUGAGUUGAUCCUGGCUGAGCGUGAGCAGGCCGUACCUCGACCAGUGGGUGGUGAAGAUGAACCAGUUAAAAAGAAGGUCUCACAAAAGAAGUUGAAGCGACAGAAGAUGAUGAUGAGAGAAUAAACCAUGCAUUGCCCUGUACAGUCAAUACAAAUAAAGAAAAAAAACAUG